CCUCCUGUUUGUUACUAAAUGUCAAAACAUUCCUUGGUUUUAUUGACUAUUCUCGUUUUCCCGGUUAGAUCUGAAAAUUUGAAUUUUCCCGUUUUCCUGCAUGUUUAACUCGUAAACUAUUUAAAGAUUUUCUAAUCCAUCUAGUUAGGAAAUGGAUAUUGAUACUGCAAGUCCUAAUGGACUGCAGCAAUGGCAGGACCUAUUUGAUGAAAAAGUAUCUAAAGUCUACAAGGAAGAACCACUUGGAGUUUUAAAGAAUCUUGCCAUGAUCCUAUUUACCAUUGACAGGGAAAUGAAAAGAGUUCAAGAUAUGUUACAUGGCGAUGUUUUACACAUCAGAAACAUGGUAAUUGAUUCACAUUUAGGUUCAGAAUCAGACAAACAGAGUUCACAAGAAGACAUCACAAUGCUAGGUAACAUGCUAACUGAUCUUAAAUCAAUACCUCAAUCGAUAGAUUCUCCUGAACCAUUUCCAAAUAAAGCCCAAACAAAAACUGUAUUAUCCCCCAAUUACUCGGACAAUAAAAUUGACUUAACAUUCGAUUGUGAUAGUAGUAUCACAAGAUAUUCAGAUAUGAUCAAUACAAGCCCAGAACUAAAGAAUACUAGAUACAAGGACUAUAAAAGGAAGCUUAGAAGGAAAAGGAAGAUAGAUUGUGAUGCUAAUCCUACUAAUAAUUUGUUAAGUGGACUGAGGGAUUCUGUUAUCUUGGAUGAUAGCUCUUUUAAAGAGAAUAAUGAUGAAAUUGAUGCUUCUUUGGAAUUUUUUAAACAUGUACCGCCUCAAGUUGAAAAAGAAAAGAAUUUAAUCAGCAAAACUCUUGAAGAGUGCCAAAUUAAAGUUACCCCUAGAAAAUCAGAAGAUUUUGAUUUUUCUGUGAUACAAGGCACCCCUGUCCUAAAACCUGCUAUGUCUAUGAAAAAAGACUCAAAAAGCUCAUCCUUUCCCCCCAGAAGGAAAGCUAGCAAGAAACCUGAUCUUACAUUAACCCAAAUGAUAGUAACUAAUAAAGAAAAGACUGAAUGUAAAAAAAGAUUAGGCCAAAAGAAAACAAAUUGUGACAACUCUACGAUACAAAGCAGUUCUGGUAUCCAGAGCACGGAUGUUUUGAAGACUAAUCGAAUGUUUACUGAGCAAAAAAAUAGCAAUGAGACUUCCAAAAAAGCUAAUGUUUGCACAAAAACGCCACUAAUUCAACCAAAGGAAGGUGAAAAAUCUGUAAGUAUAUCAAUGAUGGUUGAUCUGUUAAAUGAAGAAUCAAGUGAUUCAACCAAAAAUAUCAAUUUUGAUCCUAGUUCAAGCAAGGAUGAAACGCAGGAUCUGUCAAGUAGCAUAAGAUUUGAAGAUUUUGAGGAUGAGUCUUCGCUGAACAGCGGCAUGCUUGACGCCUUAACAACAAUUGAGACACCAGAAAAAAGUUGUCCAGAUUUGAAUGAUUUUCUGGCAAAAGCUCAAAAUGUUCCUGUUGAAUUACAAGCUGCACCUGUUAUUAGAGGCAAAGCGAGACAAAAACUACCCGGUUGGGCUUGCAAAGAAUGUGAAACGUUUUAUAAGAACCAAGGGCUGGAACCAAACGAAAUAUUGGCUUUAAAUAAAUGUACAAAGCACCGAGGUGUAUACAAACCUAGAGAAGAUACUUUGCCUGGUUAUUGGGACAUGGAUCUACGAACCCAAGAAUGAAUGAAAUAUUUAAGCCUUUUAUAUAUUUUUGUUAAUGAAAAUACAUAAUUUUAUAAGCAAAUUAAUUAUGUUUUAUAUUUAAAGUGAAUAAAAUCAUUUAUAUUUUAAA
This is a messenger RNA of Anthonomus grandis grandis, 1790 nucleotides long. RefSeq lists its product as uncharacterized. Lineage: Eukaryota; Metazoa; Arthropoda; Insecta; Coleoptera; Curculionidae. The coding region runs from base 152 to 1681 and encodes 509 amino acids. The record is from RefSeq and is a predicted model, not a curated record. The transcript has 9 exons.